AUGUACGCCACGCGGGCUCUGCGGAUGUUCCGCCCCACGACUCGCAUGAUGCGGCCGGUGCCGAAGGAGGAGCAAUCUGCGCACACUGUUUCGCAGCGUCUCCGCCGUCUCAAGCGGGUUCCGCCUGAGUUGUGGCCCCUCGGUAUCGUCGUCGCCUUCGCCGUCUCGGCCGCCGUUUACUCGAGCCUCCGCCACUUCAUGGUCGACAAGACCAUCCGCCUCAAGAGGCAAAACCGUGCCGCCGAUGCGCACCAUGGAGCCCAUCAUGAGGAGCACCAGGAGGGUCACCAGGAGGAGAAGCACUAA
Chaetomium fimeti is the source of this 306-nucleotide messenger RNA. RefSeq lists its product as uncharacterized. The transcript has 4 exons. The record is from RefSeq and is a predicted model, not a curated record. The coding region runs from base 1 to 306 and encodes 101 amino acids. Lineage: Eukaryota; Fungi; Ascomycota; Sordariomycetes; Sordariales; Chaetomiaceae.